UUGUGUCCUCCUCGUUUCUAGGUGACAAGAGCUCAGCGCGUGUCUCUGCGUUGCCCGUUUAACUGCACCGCGCCCGUCUCGCCACAGGAGGCGCUAUAGAGUAUAAGUUACACUCCGCUCGUCCCCCCCCCCCUCGUCGGUUUCUCUUCAGCAGGAGUAACUUGGGGCUUUGCUUCACUUGGUCACACGGCCGCGCACUGGGCCACCAUUGAGGCAUCACCGCCACCGUCCUCAUCAUCGCCGUCAUCACUCGCGCUUCUGGACCGAGCCGCUCGUGCACGACCCUCUGUGGCGGAGAGAAACUUUUGUAGAGGGGGUAAGAUGGAUAUGAAGAAGAGGAUCCACCUGGAGCUACGGAACCGGACCCCAUCCGAUGUACGUGAAUUAGUCUUGGACAACUGCAGAUCAAAUGAUGGGAAAAUCGAAGGCCUCACUGCAGAAUUUGAGAAUCUGGAAUUUCUCAGUUUGAUUAACGUUGGCUUAAUCUCAGCUUCCAACCUUCCAAAACUUGCAAAGUUGAAAAAGUUGGAACUUAGUGACAACAGAAUUUCGGGCAGCCUCGAUGUUUUAGUGGAGAAACUGCCCAACCUCACACAUCUAAAUUUAAGUGGAAACAAGCUGAAAGACAUCAGCACGUUGGAACCUUUGAAGAAACUUGAUCACCUGAAGAGCCUCGACCUGUUCAACUGCGAGGUGACCAACCUCAAUGACUAUCGGGAGAGUGUCUUCAAGCUCUUGCCACAGCUCACCUACCUGGAUGGUUACGAUUUGAAUGACCAGGAGGCCUCUGACUCUGAUGGGGAAGUCGAUGGAGUGGAUGAUGAAGAUGAAGAGGGAGGAGAGGAGGAUGAAGAUGAAGAUGGAGAAGACUUUGAUGAAGAGAAUGAUGAAGAUGAUGAUGAAAAUGAUGAGGAGGUAGAAGGGGAAGAAGAUGAUGAUAUCAGCGGAGAGGAGGAUGAUGAAGAAGUGGAAGAUGAAGAAGAUGACGAUGAGGAGGAGGACAAUGAUGACGAGGAAGAGGGAAGAGGUGAAAAGAGAAAGCGAGAGGUGGACGAUGACGGUGAGGAUGACGAAGAUGAUGACGACGAAGAUGAAGACGAUUAGGAACGGGUGUCACACCCUGCCGCCAAGCCUUGCAGCCUUCUCCUCCUGUUUGGUACCUUUCUCCUCUCUUUGUACUCCUCUGAAGGACUUUGUGGUAUUGGAUGGACUAACCCAGUGGAAGUACACCCACUGGACUCAACCAUUUGAGAGAAUCUCUCAGGCAGCAUUCCACACCUACACUGUCAACUCUUUGUGAAAACUCACUUCAGGACUUGUGUCAAGUUUGGGGGUCUGUGCUUUUAAUAUUUUGUUGGAGGAUAUAUAUUUUUUUGGUUUUUCAAUAAGAUUAUUGCUGUAGCAGCAAUGGGUGAUGGACGGGCCUUGAGAUGAUUUGCCUGUCACAUAAAUCAAUGCUGUAGCUGCAUUUUUACUUUCGUUGUCAAAAAAGAACCAACAAAUUUGUAAAUAAAAUCUUAAUAUUUUGCUCUCUGCUUUCCCUGCUAUACUUUCCUCAUGUGCUGUUGUAUUAAUUACUACUGUAACUUAAAUGUGUUUGGGUGAUGAUGGCCUCUGCUUUGUAUAGUCCAGGUAAAUGCUGUUGCCAGUGUAGUGCUAAGAGAAGCUACACCUGAAGGUGAAAAUUUUAGUAUGUGUGACACCCCCCUUUACAACAAUGUAAGUACAGUGCCAUUAUAGUUUCCCAUACAUUGAUCUAGAGCAUUUUGUAACUUUAGCAAUUUGUACAGCUGGAUGUUUACCACAUUUUGUACCUUUCUAUGCAAGUUUGAGUGAAAUUUUAGAUUACAAAGUAUUACUCCAGCACGUUCACAGGCAGAUCAUGGACAGUUUGUAUUGACUGUCAUUCUGUCCAACAUGCUUAAUGCGGAGGACUUGCCAUUUUGCAAAGUCAUUUGUGCUGAAUUUUGUAAAUUUUCACACCAAAUUAAUUUGGAUUCUAAUGAGUUAUUUUCAGUCCAAUUUAGGCAUAUCAGGAAGUAUCUUCAGCCUAUAGUGAUGUGUUAACAAUACAACUUAAGAAUGUAAUUUAGGCACAUUAACAUCCUAUGCUCAAAAUCUUUUGAAUAUAGAAAAAAACUAUAGCUUUUUGUGGAAGUUUGAAAUAGAAUGCUUUUAUGCUGGAAUUUUCCACCCUACGGGUAUUUGGAAUCUAUCGUUACUGAAUUUGUGACGCUAGUGCAAAGAAAUACCAUGUAAAACUGACAGUAAAUGUUACAAAAAAGAAAGCUAUAGCGUGUGAAAAAUAACGUGGUUGUUGCUUCCUGCUAAGGAUGUAAAAAUGAAUUCUGUAGUGAGAGAGUGAUAGUAUCACCUUUUGGAAAUGAUAUGAUGCUUUCUACAAGGUUUCCAGUCCCUUCACUGUUAACCACAAGAGUAAAGUCACUGUGCAGAGCAGCAUGUUGUAGGGUAAAUUACUGCAAGAUGAGUGAGUAAUGCAGCAGUGGUUUUCCUAAACACCCACUGUACCAAGGACUGCAAAAACACAAUGUUGGUACACCUGGAUCCUCAAGCAUUGCUGUUACGUCAAGGGGGUGAAUGGGACGUGAGAAAUUAAACUGAGAACUCUCCCUGUGGAAGUGCAAACCGUGUAUUAUAUGCCUUUUUUGCAUCCCACUGCUGGAACUCUUCUUGGUUAUUCAUGUAGCAGAUAUCUUUUUACAACUAUCACAAGAUAAAUCUAGUCCAAAAUGGAUAAAAGAUUGAGGACAUCUUUAACCCUUCCAUGUUU
Molecule: messenger RNA, 2791 nt
Organism: Scleropages formosus (Asian bonytongue)
Lineage: Eukaryota; Metazoa; Chordata; Actinopteri; Osteoglossiformes; Osteoglossidae
Product: acidic leucine-rich nuclear phosphoprotein 32 family member B-like
Exons: 7
Coding region: 322-1104 (260 amino acids)
Biological process (GO): regulation of apoptotic process
Cellular component (GO): nucleus
Molecular function (GO): histone binding
Source: RefSeq, a predicted model, not a curated record